UUUCUCGAUUUCACCCUCGCAAUCCUCCCUCAUCUUGCCAUCGUGAUUGUUACAAAGUUACUGCAUGGUGUACCCAUCUCGUGGGCGAGCGAUGAUCGACUGGUGCCCCGGAUCCUCCCGCCGCGGGUGCGCCCCGGUACUACCAGGCCACAUCCCUGCCGCCUGCCAGGCCAGGGAGGUCAAGCCGAUCGUCGGGGUCUUGGGCGUUUCCGACUGCCCCCUCCAUGAGGGGAACUGCGUUUGGACGUGGUCAACACAGCAUUGACAGCUCGGCCAGCAGUUCGCAAGAUUCGUCCGACUCCCCGAGUGCCAAGUGCCCACGAAAUGUCUCCGGCAAUGGCGCAAGUAUAUAAAAAAGGGCGGUAGAGGGUGUUCUCCCCAGUCCCGAGUUUCUGUCUCUUCAUCCCAUCACCGCAAAAUAAUCACAGAAUUCCAUCCCUAGCCAACAAUACGAACAAGCGACAGAAACCCGAGCAGAGUCUGAACUAGGCGCCGUCAGACAUGUCGCCAAUCGACGCAGCCCCUUGGGGCGGCGCUGGCGGGAAGCUCCUGACACUGCCCAACAUCGCCAUUGGCGUGGCCUUAGGUCUUGUCCUGUACUGCGUCGGUCUCGCCGUCUACCGCAUCUGGUUCCACCCACUCUCCAAGUACCCAGGGCCGGUGGACAUGGCCAUCUCGGACUUCUCCUACAACUUCCAGGCUUCCAUAACGGGCAGCAUGGUGCGGCGGGUCGAGCGGUUGCACAGAAAACACGGCAAGGUUGUGCGGAUCGGUCCGGACCGCCUCUCUUUUGACGGCUCCGUGGCAUUCCCGGAAGUAUUCGCGCAUCGUCCCGGCGGCGACGCUAGCGAGUUCCACAAGACCCCCGGCUUCUUCUUCCCUGACGAUCACCGCAGCAUUAUCGGGGCCCCCACCCGCGAUGAACACCGUCGGCAUCGCCGCCACCUGGCCCAUGCCUUUAGCGACUCGGCUUUGAGCGCCCAGGAGCCGAUCUUACAGCAUUAUGUCGAUCUUUUUAUUCAACGCCUGUCAGAAAGCGCAAUGGGCGGUUCGAAGCCCGUGGCAAUGAUGGAUUGGCUCAACUACAUUACCUUUGACAUUAUUGGCGAUCUGUCCCUGGGCGAGUCCUUCGGCAGCCUCAGCAGUGGCGAAUACCACGUGUGGGUUAACAACAUGUUUAAAGGCAUCCGUGGCAGCUGCCUGGCCCGCUUCUUUGUCAGUCUUGGCCCGCUCGCGUUUUUGGCCCUGCUCGACCCGGACGGCUCGCUCAAGGCGUGGAAGUACAACUUCAUUUACGGGCGCGGAAAGGCAAAGGCCCGCAUCGCCCUCGGGGCCGACGCCCCGCACAAGACCGAGGCGCGGACGACGGGCGCGUCGCAGCUGACGGGGCCCCGGUCCGACUUCUUUGCCUACAUGAUGAGGAACAUGGACAGCGAGAAGGGCGGCUUGACGAGCGAGGAGAUGGAGCUGAACGCCGUCCUCCUUAUCUCGGCCGGCAGCGAGACGACGGGUACGGCGCUCGCGGUGCUCUUGUUCACUCUGUCGCAGCCCCGCUACCGCGCCCUGCGCGACGCCGUCGUGGCCGAGGUGCGCGGCUGCUUCCCCGCCGAGGCCGACGUGACCCUCCGCGCCGUCAAGCACCUGCCGCUCCUGCACGCCUGCAUCGAGGAGGCCCUGCGCUUCCACCCCCCGGCUGCGGAUCUACCGCCGCGCGUGUCUCCCGGUGCCAUUGUUGACGGCCAAUUUCUCCCUAAAGGUACCUUUGUCCACUGCUACAACUACUCGACGCUCCGGAAUCCCGAGAAUUUUGUGGAUCCGGACGAAUUCCUGCCACAGCGGUUCCUUCCCGCCGAUCACCCCAUGUACGACGCGCGCGUUGCCGUGGGCGCUUCCAGGGCCGUUUUCAAGCCCUUCAGCCACGGGCCGCGCGAUUGCAUCGGGAAAAACCUGGCCUUCGCUGAGAUGCACCUGGUCGCCGCGCGCGUCCUUCUCCGCUUCGACAUUGAGCUGGGCGAGGGCACCGGGACGGACUGGUUGGACCGCCAGCCCAACUUUUUGGUCUGGGAGAAGCCGCAGCUGUGGCUCAAGAUGACUGAGAGGAAGGACCUGAAGCUUAACGAGUGAAGCUUGGCAGGGAGGAAAGACGCUUGACCCCGAAGGAGGUCGUUGGUAAGAGAGAGGGGGAGGCGGAACAGGAGCAUGUGGUCGAGUGAUGAAUGGCAAGCGAUGCUAGGUGUCGGCCACCUGUCCCAACUCUGGCAUGGCAGAUCGGUGUCUAGGGCACAAAAGGGUGAACUACCCAAUCCCUCUCCUUUGUUUAAUCCAUUAGUUUGCUGCAACCUAGAAAAUAGUUGGUAUAUCGCCGAGCCUUGCUGUGCUGUGGUUUAUGUGUGGAAAGAUUUGACAAG
Molecule: messenger RNA, 2408 nt
Organism: Gaeumannomyces tritici R3-111a-1
Lineage: Eukaryota; Fungi; Ascomycota; Sordariomycetes; Magnaporthales; Magnaporthaceae
Exons: 3
Coding region: 502-2124 (540 amino acids)
Molecular function (GO): monooxygenase activity; iron ion binding; oxidoreductase activity, acting on paired donors, with incorporation or reduction of molecular oxygen
Source: RefSeq, a predicted model, not a curated record